CCUUCCUUCGAAACCAGACUUCCUCUUCCUUAAUUCCUCUCUCUUUUAGCAAACCAGACUUCCUUCCUUCCUUCAAACCAGACUUCCUUCCUUCCUUUCUCUUUUAGCAAACCAGACUGGCGGCCGCACAAAACGCCGGCAUAUGAUGUUUUAGACGGCGUUUUAUAAAAAUGCUGGAAUUGGAAACGCCGGGAGAAUCUGUUUUUUGUAGUAUAUAAUCCAUUGGGAGAAGAGUUGUUAAAGUAACAAAAGCAUAAAAGAGUGGUCAAAUGGCUGAAAUUGGUAGCAGAGAAAGCAGGUGGUCUCUUCAGGGAAUGACAGCUCUUGUUACUGGUGGAACUAAAGGAAUCGGGUAUGCUAUUGUAGAGGAAUUGGCAGGCCUAGGGGCGACCGUCCAUACAUGCAGUCGAAACGAGGCCCAACUCAAUGAAUGCUUACAUGAAUGGAAGGCAAAGGGAUUUCGAGUCACUGGUUCCGUGUGCGAUGCAGUGUCUCGAGCCCAACGAGAGGAACUAAUUAGCACCGUCUCGUCACUAUUUAAUGGCAAACUCAACAUCCUUAUAAACAAUGUGGGAACCAACAUACCAAAAACGACCGUAGGGUACACAGCUGAAGAUUUCUCAUUCCUCAUGUCUACCAAUCUUGAAUCUGCUUAUCACAUGUCCCAACUUGCUUAUCCUCUUCUGAGAGCCUCGGGAGCAGGAAGCAUUGUUUUCAUUUCUUCUGUUGCCAGUGUAGUAGCAGUAACUAGUAGAAUGAGUAUAUACAGUGCAACUAAAGGAGCCAUGAAUCAGCUAGCAAGAAGUUUGGCAUGUGAGUGGGCAAAAGACAACAUAAGGAGUAACUCUGUUGCACCUUGGUUUAUUAGAACCCCCCUAACUGAAACUGAUCUGAGGGAUGAGAAAUUUUCUGUGGCUAUUGACUCUCAAACCCCUCUUGGACGUGCUGGAGAGCCAAAGGAAGUUUCUUCCUUAGUGGCAUUCCUAUGCCUACCUGCGGCUUCUUACAUAACUGGUCAGAAUAUUUGUGUUGAUGGUGGAAUUACAGUAAAUGGCUUCGUAGUGCCCUAAGCAUGCUUUGAAACAGCUAAAAAUGAUGUUCAACUGCUCCACUAGAAUGUGCUCUUAUUGAUACAACAUUUGUAUCGAGGGAUGUGUAUAAUCCAUGCACUUCAUUUUCAAGAUCAAAAGCAGUAAAUCGUGUAAAACCUAAUUAGACAAUAAAAUUUCAUACAUGCACAUCUUUUUUUA
Messenger RNA from Corylus avellana, 1250 nucleotides. RefSeq names its product tropinone reductase homolog At2g29150-like. The record is from RefSeq and is a predicted model, not a curated record. NCBI's taxonomy places the organism in Eukaryota, Viridiplantae, Streptophyta, Magnoliopsida, Fagales, Betulaceae. Gene Ontology annotation, molecular function: oxidoreductase activity.